This is a messenger RNA of Oncorhynchus mykiss (rainbow trout), 2962 nucleotides long. RefSeq names its product transmembrane protein 64 (gene tmem64). Gene Ontology annotation, cellular component: endoplasmic reticulum. The record is from RefSeq and is a predicted model, not a curated record. Gene Ontology annotation, biological process: positive regulation of osteoclast differentiation; positive regulation of bone resorption; regulation of cytosolic calcium ion concentration. Lineage: Eukaryota; Metazoa; Chordata; Actinopteri; Salmoniformes; Salmonidae.
UGGGAAAUAAACAGAGCAGUAUCUGGUGUAUCAGUAGCAUGUAGCGUCGAUCAGCACUUACUAUUCUGGAUGAAGCGAGAUAUAUAACACGUAGUUGGCUGUCAGACUGACGUCGGUGCUCCGGUUAUCACUUUGCCCCGGGAAGAGAAAAUAAGGAGGUUUUUUCGGGCGAAUCGCGCGUCGGGAUGAAUUUCCAGGACUUUGACCACACAGCAGCUCGUAAAGUGGAGUAGAAACCCGCAGCAACGUUUUACCAAAUAGGACCGAAGACUUGCAAAAGUCUUGCACGGAUUCAUCUUUCAACCGUUUUGUUGAAACGAAUAGUAAACAUGAUCUGACGUUUCUUUAGUAAUAACGUGACUUUGUUGUCAGUUUGCUGCUGCCGUUUCCUAAUUUAUGGCGUUUGACUCCUAGGCGAUGUGAACGGUAAUUAUAAAUCAUUGAACUGCAUGUCUCCCAAUUUGUGAACACAAGAUAACUGUCCCACUGGACGAGGAUUUGUACCAUGGCAACUCGGAUUGGAAUAAUCUUUAUUUUUCAAGUCUAUGUAAACAAUUGUCCUCUGUACUAAGUGAUGGGUCCGCAGCACAGAAGACAUCGAUAACCUCUGUGUCAGCACGUUUUUACCCUCCUGAUCUUUCUCAGUUGUCAUUCUAUUUUAUGUUCAAGCUUUUAUCGUUUCUACAAUGGAAACGGUCGUAUUGAAGUUGCAACGCUCAUCGUUAAUCUGAGCACCACCAUCAGAGCGACUAGUUUAUCUUCCCGAGAUAAAGGACAGUCAUGUGGGGCCCUGCACCACCAUCCCUGCAGGUCGCCGUAAAAGUCCUGAAACACGCCGCUGGCAAAGGACAGAUCCAGCUGAACCGCUGGCUCCAGAGACCCUCCCCGGACGAGUGCGAUAAAAUUGACCUCUUGAUAUGCAACACCUUUGACGAGAGAGGAGGCGCCGUCGGCAAGUCUGAUGGAGACCCGGAGAGCAUCGUUGACACUGGCGUGUCAUUCACCGGUGGCGCCACCAACAGGGAGUUCAGACACCAGUGUUGUAUUACCACGUGUUGCUUCAAGAGCAGCCUCCUGGCAUGCAUUCUGACAGCUGUGUGCUUCUCCUCCGUGGCUCUAGUCCGACAGUACCUCAAGGACCUUCUUCUCUGGGUGGAGAGCUUGGACAGCCUGGUUGGAGCCUUGCUGUUCAUAGUUGGUCUGAUCGUUGUGUCCUUCCCAUUCGGCUGGGGGUACAUCGUGCUGAACGUGGCUGCGGGAUACCUCUACGGCUUCGUGCUGGGUAUGGGACUGGUGAUGGUGGGGGUGCUCAUAGGUACCUUCGUGGCUCACCUGGUGUGUAAGAGACUGUUGACGGACUGGGUGGUCAACAAGGUGGGGAACUCUGAACAGCUCAGUGCUGUAAUACGUGUGGUGGAGGGGGGAAGUGGACUCAAAGUUGUGGCCUUAGCGAGACUCACGCCCAUUCCCUUUGGACUCCAGAAUGCAGUGUUCUCAAUCACAGACGUGUCGUUGCCAAACUACCUGGUGGCGUCGUCAGUCGGCCUGCUGCCCACACAGCUCCUAAACUCCUACCUGGGCACCACGCUGCGCACCAUGGAGGAUGUCAUCGCAGAACAGAGCAUCAGCGGAUACCUGGUCUUCAGUCUACAGAUCAUCAUCAGUAUAGGUCUGAUGUUCUACGUGGUCCAUCGGGCCCAGGUGGAGCUGAAUGCGGCCAUCGCUGCCUGUCAGAUGGAGCUGAAGACAUCACACAUGAACGGCACUUCCACCAAUCACAGCGGCUUCACCUACUGCAGCAAGAGGGCGUCGGCCGGGGGUGGGAUCAUCAAUGUGGUCUGAUUAAUGUCUCAAAACCCUGAUUGGACACGAGCAAAUGGGAUCAAAAUGAACACUGAUUGGCCAGUAGAGCAGAUCUGAUAUCUUCCACGACGAGGAGGACCUACCAAAUAGCGACGCUGAUUGUGUGAAUCUAUGGGGCUUGUAGCUGCAGCUGAGGGCUGCCAGGUGUUUAGUAGUCAGGUACAGUGGUGUUGUCAUCACAGACUUAGCUACAACCUGAACACUCUAUGCAGCACAGCUCACCAUUCAGAUCUCAAUGAGACCAAGGGCUUCUCUUCUACAGUGUGGGACCAGGGGCUAAGGGCUUCUCUUCUACAGUGUGAGACCAGGGGCUAAGGGCUUCUCUUCUACAGUGUGGGACCAGGGGCUAAGGGCUUCUCUUCUACAGUGUGAGACCAGGGGCUAAGGGCUUCUCUUCUACAGUGUGGGACCAGGGGCUAAGGGCUUCUCUUCUACAGUGUGGGACCAGGGGCUAAGGGCUUCUCUUCUACAGUGUGGGACCAGGGGCUAAGGGCUUCUCUUCUACAGUGUGGGACCAGGGGCUAAGGGCUUCUCUUCUACAGUGUGGGACCAGGGGCUAAGGGCUUCUCUUCUACAGUGUGGGACCAGGGGCUAAGGGCCUCUCUUCUACAGUGUGGGACCAGGGGCUAAGGGCUUCUCUUCUACAGUGUGGGACCAGGGGCUAAGGGCUUCUCUUCUACAGUGUGGGACCAGGGGCUAAGGGCUUCUCUUCUACAGUGUGGGACCAGGGGCUAAGGGCUUCUCUUCUUCAGUGUGGGACCAGGGGCUAAGGGCUUCUCUUCUACAGUGUGGGACCAGGGGCUAAGGGCUUCUCUUCUACAGUGUGGGACCAGGGGCUAAGGGCUUCUCUUCUACAGUGUGGGACCAGGUGCUAAGGGCUUCUCCUCUUCAGCGUGGGACCAGGGUGCUAUGCUCUAUGUUGACCUCAUUUAUAAUGAUGUCAAAAGGAAGAAAUGGUUUAGCAUACACUAGGAGGCCUUUUUUCUAUUGGUUCGUUUUUUUGUUUUUCUCUCACCAUAAGAAGCAGUACGCCAACGUGUUGAUCCUGCUCUGUUACUGGGGUAGAGGCUUACGGAACCAUACGUCAUCGUUACGUAUG